AUGGCAAGCCAUCAUCAAGAUCCCUUAACCAUUUCCCCUAAACCAAGUGUAACCGAAAAGCAACAACUUGACGAAGAAACGGUGAGCUUGCAAGCAGAGAGGAUCUUGUACAUCAUGGCUUUCCCCAUGGUUCUCAAAUCCGCCUUGGAGCUUGGCGUCAUCGACACAAUCGCUGCGGUAGAUGAAGGUGAGUGGCUCUCGGCUUCCGAGGUUGCGCUUCGUCUCCCAACCAAACCCACCAACCCGGGGGCACCGGUUUUAUUGGACCGGAUGCUGGUUUUACUAGCAAGUCACUCGAUCUUGAAGCAUCGUACGGCUGAAAACGGAGAAACCGGAAAGACCGAGAGGGAAUAUGCAGCUGAACCGGUUUGCGCUUUUUUCUUGAACCGUAGAGACGGCUCCGGUUCUUUCGCAUCUACGUUCAUGUUAACAGUAAGCGAAGUUGCUUUCAAUACUUGGAUACAUCUCAAAGAUAUGAUAUUAGAUGGAAAAGAUGCAUUCACAUCUGCUCAUGGCAUGAGACUUUUCGAAUACACUGGUUCGAAUGAACAAUUUGCUCAGAAGUUUAACCAGGGAAUGUCAGAAGUUUCUACCAUGACCAUGAAGAAAGUUCUAGAAGUUUACAAGGGAUUCGAAACUGUAAAUACUUUAGUGGAUGUCGGAGGAGGAAUUGGAACCGUUAUAGGUCUAAUCAUUUCCAAGUAUCCUCAUAUUAAGGGCAUUAAUUUUGAUCUAACCUCGGGUUUAGCCCAUGCUCCUUCUUAUCCAGGAGUGGAGCAUGUUUCAGGAGAUAUGUUUACAGAAAUUCCAAAAGGAGAUGCUAUUUUCAUGAAAUGGAUACUACAUGAUUGGACCGAUGAAGAUUGUGUAAAAAUUCUAAAAAACUGUUGGAAAAGUCUUUCGGAAGGAGGAAAGGUGAUAAUAGUCGAGAUGAUUACACCGGUAAAACCUAAGAUCAAUGAUUUUUCUUCUAAUAUAGUGUUUGCCAUGGACAUGUCUAUGUUGGCACAAUGCUCUGGUGGUAAAGAGAGGUCCUUUUCACAGAUAGAAACUCUUGCCCUUAAGUCGGGGUUUCUUCGUUGUGAAAUCAUAUGCUAUGCCUAUUCAUAUUGUGUUAUCGAAUUCUACAAAUAA
Molecule: messenger RNA, 1134 nt
Organism: Arabis nemorensis
Lineage: Eukaryota; Viridiplantae; Streptophyta; Magnoliopsida; Brassicales; Brassicaceae
Source: the annotation of a GenBank genome assembly